AUGUGUAAACAUGCGCUAACUCCCCACCAACCGCAACAACUGCUGCCUUGUGUGAUCAUGCAAAGCGCGGAUGAAGCGAGUGCAUUGGCUCGACUUCUAAAAAUCACACCAGAUCCAAAUCUCAAACGAUUUUCGGAGUUUGCCUUUUGGAACUUAUCAGAUGAAUUCAUCCACUCCAUUACUUUGCAGUACUGUCACCAGUACAUCCAUCUUUAUAGACGUGAUAAGCUUUACAAAUUG
Messenger RNA from Opisthorchis viverrini, 240 nucleotides. RefSeq lists its product as hypothetical. NCBI's taxonomy places the organism in Eukaryota, Metazoa, Platyhelminthes, Trematoda, Opisthorchiida, Opisthorchiidae. The record is from RefSeq and is a predicted model, not a curated record. The annotation marks the transcript as partial. The transcript has a single exon.